AUGGUGGAAACCAUUGCAACCCCCUCAAAUGCACCUGCUGCUUCAUCCGUGCCUCCUGCUGCUGCAAAAACAGGAGAUUCAUCGCUUCCCCAGUGUGAAUCUCAGCCCGAAAAGCCAAAACGUCUUCCUAAGCAAGUGGCUCGAAAAUCUGUGUGUCCUUACAAAACUUGGACUUCAUCGUCUUCAUCGUCAAAGGAAACUCCUCCACCUGCUGUAUUUCCUCCUCCUGCUGCAUCAGUUCCUGCCUCUACCCCAAUUGGUCCUUCUACUCGCACUCGUGCCCAGCAAGCCUCUAUCGAGAAGGAACUUCGAUCAUCUCGAAGUCAUGACAAACCAGCGCCUCCAGCCAAGAAAAAGCUUAAGACGAAUCCACCUUCGGUUUCUUCGAGCUCAGAAGAAGAAGAACCAAUGGAAGUCUCCUCUCACAAAUCCAUUUCUCUCCAUUCUGAGAAGGAGAUUCCAGAGGACAUUGGAGUUUCCUCAGAUAGUGAGGGAACUGAACUCGAGCCAGAGCCUCCAUUGACAAAAUCUGCUCCAACUCCUGCUCGAUCCUCUUCACCAGCAAAGGCUUCUGCUGCUGCCAAAGGUAAAAAGCCAACUUUUAAGCUUGUGUUUCCAAAUUUAAUUUUUAAGGUUUUAUCCUCUCAGAAAAAUGUGACACAAUCUCAUGAAACUCUUGAGCCUUCAUUGAGUGGAACAACAUUCCAACCCUCGGAGUAUUUUGAUGGAGUGUUUCAAAAGGGGCCUAAAGCUGGUGUUGCUGCUGCUGCUGCUGCAAGCUCGAGUUCUGCUGCUGUAGAAAUCCAGGAAGUCAAGAAUGAGGUUCAGCUGGUGAACAAUCGUCUUGCUGCCAUGGAGGAAAUUCAGCAAGAGAUGUCAAAGCAGCUGUCCACCUUGGUCAAGCUUUACAGAGACUAA
Molecule: messenger RNA, 918 nt
Organism: Cannabis sativa
Lineage: Eukaryota; Viridiplantae; Streptophyta; Magnoliopsida; Rosales; Cannabaceae
Exons: 2
Coding region: 1-918 (305 amino acids)
Source: RefSeq, a predicted model, not a curated record